CAAUUAUUACUUUUUCAUUAUUAAUAUUGAUAUUGUGUUGAUUUUAUAUUUACUUUCCUAAUUUUAUUAAAGAACUUAGUGUACAAGUGACCUUCAUGUUUUAAUUUUUGUAAUUUUAUUAAAAUGCAUAAUAUUAAGUGAGUUUCAUAUUUUUUAAAUUCCCUAUACAAAAUGAAAAAUUAAUUUUACCUAAGUUUAGAAUGAAAAACUUUAUUUUGAAAAACUAUGUAUUAUAUAUUAUAAUAAUGAUUCAAGUUGAUUAGGUGAAGUUCGGGUUGAGUCAGUCGGGUAACGGGUUAGUCAGGUUCGGGUUACUCGGGUUGCAGGUUUAAUCGGAUUCAGGUUAAUCGGGUUGUGGGUCAGUCGGGUUGCGGGUCAAUCAGGUUGUGGGUCGGAUGGGUUACGGGUUGUUGACUUUUAGUCAAUUUGGAUUGCGGUCAGGUUGCGAGUCGGGUUGAUCGGGCGGGUUAGUCAGAUCGAGUUUUGUUUUGACACCUAUAUACCUAAUCCCUAGCUAAUGGUAGUUUGAAAAAUAAUCGCAAAGGGCAUAUCUCUAGUAUCAUACAUACAGAGAUCAGGUCUAAACGAUUAGCUAAACAGUUUCAUUCUAUAUGAACAAGAAAAUAUGAGUACACAAUCUGCCUAGUUUGUCAUAAUCAAAUUAUAACAUUUUCUCAAAAUCAAAUCUAUCUAUUUUCCGAUGUAUUUAUAUUGUAUACACGUAUAUUAUGAUGUGAUGCAAAAUGUUAAUUAUAGCCAUCCUCUGUCUCUGAGGUUAUUAGUAUGUACUUAUUUUGUUGCAUGAGAAUGUUCAGAAAAGACCAUUUUGGUUGUAGUGCAUGAAUUAUAUACCUAGACCAAUUUGUAUCUGCCCGUGUUGUAACCAUGAUUCCCUUUUUUGGAGAUUAGUUAAGUGGGAUUCUAGAAGUGAAGGCAUUCAUGUAAACCAAUGUGGACGACAUAAAAAGAUGGCACGGAAGUGCAUGACACAGUUGUAGCUGUCAAUGCAAUAGUAUCUCGACGUCGUAGCCGAUUCCUUCGUCGAGAGAAAAUCAAUUAUCAAGAUUCAAAAAAUAUCUCGAAGGAAUAUUUUUUAAUGUCAUUCGUAUUUUUUAUAGUAAAAUCAAAUGUGUAAAGUUGAAUAUACAAAUUCGGUUGCCGAAAUUUGUCAAUUCUGGUUUAAUCCUCACAAAUGACAUGUCUUUCUACAUGGAAUUUUAAUUCAAACCAUACAGAGACGUGGCUAGCUAGUAAGUAGUAACUCAAAGUCUCAAACCAUACAAUGAUCUCUCUCCAGUUUGUUGUGCUAUAAAAGCAAAGCCACCUCUAGCUUUCAUUGCUCAAAGCAAACGUGCCCAUGCAUACAAUCGAAUUGCAUGCAUAUAACCUUUUAAGUAAGCUGAGCAUAUCACAAUCCUUCACAUAUAAAUCAUUGCUUCACGCACCGAUCAACAUGGAAGUUUCAAUCCUCUCAAGCGGAAGCGUGAAGCCAUCUACACUACUACCCAAUCAACUCGUAGAUCCCAUGAAGCUCAACCUGUUGGAUCAGCUAACUCCCAUGAGUUAUUCUCCACUCGUGCUCUUCUACCCAAACAACAACACCAUGAACAACAAUGCUCGGAACUCCUUCAAAAACAUCUCCAACCAGCUCAAGUGCUCUCUCUCCGAAACCCUCUCCCUCUACUACCCUCUAGCCGGAAGGGUCAGGGACAACUACGCCAUCCACGACUUCGACGAAGGAGUUCCCUUCGUCGAGACCCACGUGAAUGGCCAGUUAUCCGACUUCCUUAUUAGUUCUGGUAACACGUCAGUGUUACCAAAGCUAAACCACUUCCUUCCCUACCGGACGUUCUGUAGGGCCCCCGACACGGGCCCACAGAUCGCAGCCCAGCUGAACGCGUUCGAGUGUGGUGGACUUGCACUCGGGAUUUGCUUCUCACACAAGAGCCACGACGGGACCGCGGUUAGUGCCUUACUCCGGACCUGGGCGGCCAUCAACGCCAACCGCCUUGACAACGUGGUGCACCCGAAUUUCGAACAAGGGCCUCUAGCUUUCCCUCCAGUCCAGUCAAUGCCACGUCAUUAUGCAUCUUUGACCGAAGAUCUCUGGUUCGGGAGUGGAGGGAAGCCGGUGACGAGGAGGUUCGUAUUCGGCCCGGAGUCGGUGGCCAAUCUCAGGGACCAAGCCAAAGGCAAAGCUCUCGAGAAUCCGACCCGGGCGGAGGCAGUUUCGGGUUUCGUAUGGAAGUGUAUCAUGCAGGCGUCGAAAUCGGGGAACCCUUCCGUUUUUACUCAGAGUGUGAAUCUCAGGAGGCUGACACGGCCGCGUUUGAGGAGGCAUUCGUUCGGCAACCUGAUCUUGUUCUCGGAUGCUAGCUAUGAUCAUCAUGUCAACGAACAAGGUACGAGGAUCGAUGAGCUGGCAGCGCUGGUUAGGAAAGGCGUUGCCGAGAUGGACUAUGAUUACGUGGAGAGGUUGCGUGGGGAGAAAGGUACGGAAGCUAUUUGGGAGUACUACGAGAGGCAAGCGGAGAUUGAAGACGGGAACACGGACGUGUACAACUUCUCUUGCUGGCAUGGGUUUGAUUUCACUAAGACCGAUUUUGGGUGGGGUCCAACCGUUUGGGUUGGGCUGAGCAGUGCGACCGGAGAAGGAGGAGGUGAUGACGAUGAUACGGUGCCGUAUUGUUCGAACUCGGUGGUUCUGAUGGAGGACGGAAGGAGCAAGGAUGGAAUGGAGGUUUGGUUGACUCUGGAGGAGCCGGUGAUGAGUGCACUGGAGGCCGACUUGGAGUUCUUGCAGUUUGCCUCGUCGGAACCGGGCAUCUUACCACCAACCUAUGCGUAGUACGUAGUAGUUGAAGGUUUCAUUAAUACGAAUAAUGUCUACGUCCAUCUGCCAAGUCCUUAAUAAACUUCUCCAGGUGAGGAGAACAAUGAAUUGUGCAAUAGCUUUUAGCAACAACAAAAAAAAUGAAUAGUGCAAUAACUUUUUGCAACCAGUAUGGAUUGCGAAUUGUGACAAAACGAUCCCUUAUAGGUUAUAGCGACCACUUAUUACGCGUUGGAGGAAAAUAUAAUAAGUUUGGACGGCCCAACCAUGAAUUUUAGAGAUAUGUCUGUUUUUCGUUUCAUUAGAUGCUAUUUAAAAAAAAUUUAAUAUUGUGAUUUUCUGGUUUAAAAUCAACCAUGGAUAAUACCACUAGUUCAAACUCUUAUUCGGGGUCGUGCAACAAUUGUUUGUUCACAAGCAGUUACGUUCUUAAUAAUCUGGCACGUCCAUCGUCCAAGAGUAACAGGAUUUAUCUCAACGCAUUUUUUAGUAACAGUGAUUAUUGGCCCUAGUUAAUAUUAUUUCAACCGGUCAACUCAGGGUGCAAUGUGAAAAUUUAAAUGCAUCAAAUGGCACAAUGUGAAAAUUUUACGGUGUAGUAUAAUAUUUAUCUCCUCUGAAUCAAGUUCAUAAUUAUUUUAGUUUGUGUACAAUGCCAGUUGAUCUUUUCAGUAUCAGCAGUGAAAUUGACCCUAUUCCCUUACAAAUAGAUUGGUAUGGUUGUAACUUGUAACACACCAUCCAUCUACACUCUUCUUUAUAUUGGGUUGGAUUGAUGUAUGCAUAAUCACGUUACGAAGUUAACUGCAAAAACAGUUUUCUAAUUAAUCAUUAGACUGGUUAAUUAAAAGGUUACAAAUUACCCAUUCAAUUCGUUUUACAUCCGUCACUUGAAACACACAAGUAAUGUGACAAAUGAUAUAUAGAGUUCAAGCUAGCGUACGUCAGGCGUACAUUGUACGCCUAUCGAGUUUUAUUAUUUAGAAGACGAAUUGAUCGGAGUUUGAGGCAUGAUGAUGAUACUAUACCCUAACCUCUAUUGGUGAACCCCAAUCCCUAAUUCUCUAACCCAAGGCAUAAGAUUCAUUUAAUCUAAAAAAUAAUAACUGACAGUUCUGAUUCAGUGAAAUAUAUUGAAGUUCAAAAACCAAGUAUGAACACAGCCGUACGUCAGUCGUACGCUAGCCUUUGUCAUACAUAUAUAUUAGCUUAUAACCCGAUGUGUUUGCCGGAAUGUUCAUAUUUAAUUACUUAUAUUUUUAGGUUAUGUUUAAAUCUAUCAACUCGUUUAAUUUUAUUGAUAAUUUUCAAUCUAAAUGAUACAUAAAGAAAGAAUAUAUUGGUCGAACAUUCGAAGAAAUAUCACAAUCAUUUAAGAAUAUGAAAUUUCAAAAUGUAUCAUUGAUCCCAAUUUUAUAGUGAUAAUUAAGUCUCCGUUAAAAUGCUAUUGGUUAGUUGACUAUCAAGAAAGAUAAAGUAUAAAAGCUCAUUGGAAUUUUCACACCACCCAUAGAUAGUUUUAAACUAAAUCUUAGGAGUUUAAAUUGAUACAUUAUCAUCAACGCAUGCAUAAUAAUACACAUGUAUAUAGAAAAAUUUGUGUAUUGUAGUUUACAUAGUUUGGUUAAGUUAUAUUACUUUUUGGGUGAAAUGUCACUUUUCCCCCUUUUUAAAUAUAAAAAGCAACACACAUAGGAGUAGAGACAUAUAGUUAGAUAGUUGGAAGAAGAAAAAAUCAACAAUCUCAACAAUCUUACAAAAAACUUUGAGAUUUAACUAUCACUCAUUGUGAGUGAUAGUUUAUGUUACAUCAAGCAAAUCAAGCAAAUAAUGCAUGUAUUGUUUGUGCACAAAAUUUAAAAAAACAUUGUAUUGUGG
Molecule: messenger RNA, 4711 nt
Organism: Linum trigynum
Lineage: Eukaryota; Viridiplantae; Streptophyta; Magnoliopsida; Malpighiales; Linaceae
Source: the annotation of a GenBank genome assembly